Mustela erminea (ermine) is the source of this 1794-nucleotide messenger RNA. It is a transcript of the gene TMEM212, whose product is annotated as transmembrane protein 212. The transcript has 5 exons. Bases 34 to 783 code for a protein of 249 amino acids. Lineage: Eukaryota; Metazoa; Chordata; Mammalia; Carnivora; Mustelidae. The record is from RefSeq and is a predicted model, not a curated record.
UCUUUGAGAUCGAGGACCAAGUCACAGAGGAAAAUGCAGAGCCUACACCAGGCUGCUGGGCGAAUUCUCAUUUCCCUGGGGGCUCUCAGUGUAGUCUCUGGAGUUAUCGCUUUCUUCCCUGUCUUUUCUUACAAGCUUUGGUUCACGGGAUGGAGUGUCUGGAUUGCUUGCCCCAUCUGGAAUGGAGCUUUGGCCCUCACAACUGGUAUGCUUCUGCUGUUGGCUCACAAAGAGUGGACCAAGAGAUACCUGUGGCAAGCUAGUUUCACCUUUGUGAUUCUGAGCAUGAUGGGAUGUCCACUUCAUUUUGCUGUAGCCUUGGAAUCUGCUCUCCUUGGCCCAUAUUGCUUCUACUCGUUUUCAGGGAUAGCAGGGACUGAUUACCUUGGUUAUGCAGUUGCCUUUCCUUUUCCGUAUGCAAGCUUCCCAUCAGCUUGUGUGGACCCGCUGCACUAUGAAGAGUACCACCUGACCCUUCAAGCCUUCGACCUGUGCCUGAGCUUUGCCAUGUUCUGUGUGUCCUUGACAGUGUUCAUCAAGCUUUCUGCAGGACUGAUCUGGGAGACACACAGAUACAGCCAAGCUCCUUCAUGUGAUAUCCAUGUGGGUGCAACUCCUCUCCAAGAAUCUGGACUGACAAAGGGGAAUUUACUGUGGUCAUGGAAUCCAAGAAUUUCCAGGAAGAGAAACAGAAAAAGUCGAUUUGAAUUUCCAUACCGAGGAAUGGUACCUUAUCGAGGAAGCACUGCAUUCGACAUUAUUUAUGACACAUGGAGAACCUGAUAUGCCAUGGUACGUUUGAAGUCAGACACUUUGAGGUUUAAUUGUUUCCUCCAUCACCUACCAUCUGAGUAGCCUUGAACAAAUCAAUAUUGAACCUCUUUGUGCCGGCGAGACCACACAUACCUCACAUGUUGCCAAAUGAAAUGGCGUAAUGACUUUUAAGAACCUUACACGGGUUGGGCACUUGAUAGCUGCUCAAGAAAUGCUUGUUUUCUUCCCCUUACUUCUAAUCAAAUUAAAAUUCUUAGUUCUCUUUCGAAGAUUUUAGAAAGUUCCCUCUAAUCUUCUGUUAAUUUUCCAAAAGCUUCAAACCAACCCAAACUAGACAAAACAAAUAGCAAAUGACCAAAAAAGAUAGUCAACGGAGAGAGCCCUCACUUCCUUAGACAGUCCCUGCCCACAAAAGCAAUAGUUCUUCUGAAUUGUUUUAUGCUUAUGCCAGAUAUUUUAUUACACAUCUAUUUCUUUUUUAUAUCUUUCUGCCACCCCCUCCACCAAUAUCACCAAUAUUGUUCUCUCUGGUGAUUCCUCUUAAAUCCUUAAGUGGUACCAUGGUGCUGAUACUUGAAUCAUCCUUCAUUGGGCUCCUGUGACAUAAAAAAGACUAAAUUAAAUGUCAAAAGUGACACUCUAUUUUCGUUGAUAAAUUGUAGAAAUAAACACUAAUUUUUCUUCUUCCUAGGGUCAAAAGAAUGGACAAUAAAUUUUAAGCAGCAUUCCUCUUAAAUUUGUUAUAUUUGUGGCCAUUAUUUUGAAAUAUUUUCAAAAUAAUUUUUUCUUCAACCUUUUUCUCUAUGUUCUUAUGAAAUAAAAAUUGAAAUAAUUGUACAUUGUAGCCUUUUUAGAUUGUUAACACCAUUUUUUCUGAUUUACCUGCUAUGAUUUUUUAAAUGGAAAUUUUAUCAUCAUUGUCAUAAAAUUUUAGAAUCUGAAAUAUAAAUUCACAAUGAAUGAAUGUUUUCUUUAAGUUCCUUUCGUCCCUGUGUGGUGUUUCAAUAAACUGUCAGUCUA